AUGUCUUCAACUACUGCUCAUCGCACAGUCAAGUGCAAAACAAUUGACGGCAUCACGCUGGAAGCGUGGCUCUGGGAGGUUGAGGGCCCAGCACCUGCCAUUGUCAUGACACACGGCCUCAACUGCGUCAAAGAAUGGAGUCUUGACGAGACGGCCGACGCCUUCCACAAAGCAGGCUACAACGUCCUGCUUUACGACCCGAGAGGGAUCGGAGGCAGCGAGGGCGUUCCCCGAAACCAGCCGGAUCCGUGGCAGCACGCCGAGGACAUCUCAGAUGUCGUCAGUUAUGUUGUUACACUACCGACCGUCGACCCCCACAGGGUCAUGCUUUGGGGUGUUUCCUUCGGGGCGAGUGUGACGGCAUGCGCCGGCGCUGUCGAUCCUCGCGUAGCGGCCGUCCUGAUGGUCGCGCCCAUCUUCAAAUUCAUCCGUCCCGACAAGCGGAGGAAACUGUUUACGCAGCUGAUGAAGGAUCGCCAGUCGCAGCUGAGGGGCAACGAGCCUCUGUACCUGCGUCCUUACGACAGUAACGGGGAGAAUCUGGCAGGCUACGGCGGCUCCGGGGGACCAUGCGCCAAACAAGCGUCCAUGUUGAUGGAGCUCGGUGUACAGCGCUAUGGAUACCGCAACCGCAUCACCCUUCAGACGUUCCACAAGUUGGCACUCUUCCGUCCCCAGGACUUCCUGCAAGAGAUGCUGACUGACAAGCCUAUCAUGAUGGUUGUGCCCGAGAACGACACCAUGUCUUUGCCAGGGGACCAGGUCGCGGCGUUUGAAUGUUUCAAGUGUCCGAAGCAACUUCACUUGGCCAAGAACAAGGGUCACAUGGACAUUUUGUCCGGCGAAGGGUUCACAGAGAACAUGUCUAAGAUGAUAGGAUUCUUCAACUCGGUUUCAGAAAAUGUCGCCUAG
Colletotrichum graminicola M1.001 is the source of this 912-nucleotide messenger RNA. RefSeq names its product DltD domain-containing protein. The transcript is spliced from 3 exons. The coding region runs from base 1 to 912 and encodes 303 amino acids. Lineage: Eukaryota; Fungi; Ascomycota; Sordariomycetes; Glomerellales; Glomerellaceae. The record is from RefSeq and is a predicted model, not a curated record.